Aegilops tauschii subsp. strangulata is the source of this 448-nucleotide messenger RNA. The record is from RefSeq and is a predicted model, not a curated record. NCBI's taxonomy places the organism in Eukaryota, Viridiplantae, Streptophyta, Magnoliopsida, Poales, Poaceae.
AUGGUGGGGGGAAAUGGUGAGGGAGGCGGCAGGGAGGACGACGGGCAUGCACGCGGCAGCGGCGACCAUGCACGCGGUGGACGCCGGCUUGGACUUGCGGGGUCAAGGCGUGGCCCUAAUCCGGUGACAAGGUGGCCUGUUGAUCGUCCAACUGUAGAAGCACAAGAGAAUGGUGGAGUUGGUGAUUCUGAGGAGCAUGUAGAACAAGAACAAGAGGCAGAUAACAAUGUGGAAGGCGAUGGGAAUGGAGGAGCCUCAGGAAAAGAAGGUGGUAUCAACUCCAUGAGAAGCAUACUGUAUAUGCUAUGGUUCUAGAGAGGACCAAAGCUGGGGUAUUGAGUCCAGGAGUGUCCAAAGAAGUGUCUGAACUAACGGGUAUACCUCAGCGGACAGUGCAAAACUGGUGGAAGAAAUGUAAGGAAGCUGGUGGAAUACACGCACUAGAAAA